AUGGAAGCGACAAGAUCUCACGGCCAAACAGCUACUGCUGGUCGUGGACUGCUAGGGCUCGCAGCCAUUGCCUGCCUGGCAGGUGUCUACUUGAGCUUGUUCAGCCAUCCUUGGGACAUCCUCUCUGGCAUCGACAUAGGUUUAUGGCCAUUCGGUGGUCUUGAUAGCACAUCGAGGGCAAGAUUGCCACUUGGAACUUGUGAACAAGUGGAGAGGUUGACCCCCAGGCUCACGGACGUUGAACGAUUCAUCGCAACGACUAUUGAAACCCAAGCUUUUCAGGAGGAAGCCAUUGGAAAACUAUCUAAUAUCAUAAAGAUCCCUUCGGAGAGCUAUGACGAACUAGGCACCAUUGGCGAUGACGACCGGUGGAACGUGUUUUACGACAUCGAAUCGUUUCUGGUGAAUACAUACCCCAAGGUGUUCCAAACCGUGCAACUUGACCACGCAAACACGCACGGCUUAGUUUUGACGUGGAAGGGUACCGUUCCAGUUACAAAGGCCAAACCAAUCUUGAUGUUGGCACAUCAAGAUGUGGUCCCAGUGCUUGCAAAUAUGGUAGGGGAUUGGAAACACCCGCCGUACGAGGGGCAUUUCGAUGGGGAGUUUAUCUGGGGUCGAGGCGCCACGGACGACAAAGGUUACCUGAUAUCUCUCAUGGAGAGUCUGGACCUUCUGAUCAAGAGUGGCUUCAAACCGCGACGAACGAUAGUCUUGGCGUUUGGAUGCGACGAAGAAAUCAGCGGCGAAAAUUGCGGUCGUCCCAUAUCAAACCUCUUGCAUGAUAGGUACGGCGAUGACGGCAUUUACUUAAUCAUGGAUGAAGGCUCCAUGGGAAUUCAACGAGAGUUCGACCAGUCUUUUGCAAUGGUCAGUGUUGCUGAAAAAGGCUACAUAGACGUCGGGAUAAAUGUUACCUCAUAUGGUGGGCACGCAUCAGAUCCGCCAGAUCACAACGUCAUCGGCAUUCUGUCCGAGAUUGUGACGACUAUAGAAGCUAAUCCGUUUCCUGGGACGCUUACGACAAGAAAUCCCAUGUUUGGCUUUUUGGAAUGUGCCGCCGCGCAUGCACCACAUGCUAGAUUCCCACCUGACCUGCGAAAUCAACUGCCUCUGGCUGCCACCGGAAGCACAGAAGCUCAACAACGGGCAUUGAAGGACCUGGAGAAGAUGAAGUAUUAUUUCAGGACUAGCCAAUCAGUGGGCAAGAUCAAUGGAGGUGUCAAGAUAAAUGCAAUCCCCGAAGAAGCCUCGGUCUUGGUCAAUCUUCGUCUCAGUGUCGAGUCGUCUGUUGCUGAGAUCCAGGCCCAUUACGAAACGCUAAUCCGACCCAUUGCCAGAAAACAUGACAUGGCCAUUGAAGGAUUUCAUGCAACACGCAAUAACUCUAUUCGCCACAAGAUUGCAUUAUUUGGUGUAGAUGCUUUGGAGCCAGCACCAGUCUCACCACCGACAGCAGAAGCCUUCAAAAUUCUCGCUGGAACCAUCAGGCACACCUUGAAACCACUGGAAGGAGACAAGGACUUGAUAGUAACUCCUUAUCUAAUGGCGGCCAACACAGAUACGAAAUUCUUCUGGAAGCUCACUAAGAAUAUCUAUCGGUUCACACCCAUCAAUCUGCAGCACAACCUGAACCGGGCGCACACAACUAACGAGUUCAUCCGGGCUAGUGAGUUUGUGAGAGAGCCUCUUUUCUUUGCUACAUUGAUCUUAAAUGCAGAUGAUGCCGCAGCAAAGUAG
Molecule: messenger RNA, 1740 nt
Organism: Pochonia chlamydosporia 170
Lineage: Eukaryota; Fungi; Ascomycota; Sordariomycetes; Hypocreales; Clavicipitaceae
Product: carboxypeptidase yscS
Exons: 1
Coding region: 1-1740 (579 amino acids)
Cellular component (GO): fungal-type vacuole lumen
Molecular function (GO): metallocarboxypeptidase activity
Source: RefSeq, a predicted model, not a curated record